Molecule: messenger RNA, 4727 nt
Organism: Anopheles arabiensis
Lineage: Eukaryota; Metazoa; Arthropoda; Insecta; Diptera; Culicidae
Gene: CkIIalpha
Product: casein kinase II subunit alpha
Exons: 1
Coding region: 211-1242 (343 amino acids)
Biological process (GO): protein phosphorylation
Cellular component (GO): cytosol; nucleus; protein kinase CK2 complex
Molecular function (GO): protein serine/threonine kinase activity; ATP binding
Source: RefSeq, a predicted model, not a curated record
UGCGACGUUUGUCUUUUGGCAGCCCUUUUCGGAUAGGGAAGAAAAGUUGCCGUAGGAAAAAAAGGAAAGACCAACAGCAGCAACAGCAGCGCGCAGCAAACGGGGACGGCGAAGUAGCAAAAGGUCGGUCGAAAAGAUAGCAAAACGGCGAGCAGAAGGUGAACAGAAACGCCACCAGUCCCUACGUUUGCAACGACGGCAACCAGCAGAAUGACGCUGCCGAGCAGUGCGCGGGUGUACGCGGAUGUAAAUUCGCAUAAACCACGUGAAUAUUGGGACUACGAGAACUACAUCGUCGACUGGGUGAACCAGGAUGACUACCAGCUAGUGCGGAAGCUGGGCCGGGGCAAGUACAGCGAGGUGUUCGAGGCGAUCAAAAUGACGAGCAACGAGAAGUGCGUGGUGAAGAUUCUGAAGCCGGUCAAGAAGAAAAAGAUCAAGCGCGAGAUCAAGAUCCUGGAGAAUCUGCGGGGCGGCACCAACAUCAUCACGCUGCUGGCGGUGGUGAAGGAUCCGGUCUCCCGCACGCCGGCCCUCAUCUUCGAGCAUGUGAACAACACGGACUUCAAGCAGCUGUACCAAACGCUCAGCGAUUACGACAUCCGGUACUAUCUGUACGAGCUGCUGAAGGCGCUCGACUACUGCCACAGCCUGGGCAUCAUGCACCGUGACGUGAAGCCACACAACGUGAUGAUCGAUCACGAGAACCGCAAGCUCCGCCUGAUCGACUGGGGCCUGGCCGAGUUCUACCAUCCGGGGCAGGAGUACAACGUGCGGGUCGCGAGCCGCUACUUCAAGGGGCCGGAGCUGCUGGUCGACUACCAGAUGUACGACUACUCGCUCGAUAUGUGGUCGCUGGGGUGCAUGCUCGCGUCGAUGAUCUUCCGCAAGGAGCCGUUCUUCCACGGCCACGACAACUACGACCAGCUCGUGCGCAUCGCGAAGGUGCUCGGCACCGAGGACCUGUUCGCCUAUCUGGACAAAUACAACAUCGAGCUCGAUCCGCGCUUCAACGACAUCCUGUCGCGCCACUCGCGCAAGCGAUGGGAGCGCUUCGUGCACUCGGAGAACCAGCACCUGGUGUCGCCCGAGGGGCUCGACUUUCUCGACAAGCUGCUGCGCUACGACCACUUCGAGCGCCUGACCGCGCGGGAGGCCAUGGAGCAUCCGUACUUUGCCAUCAUCGUCAACGGGCAGAUGCCGCCACCGCCGACCUCCUCCGCCAAGGGCGGCACCAACUAAACAUGCGCCCUGCCCUCCUCCGUCAUGCCCGUCCACACCACCACCACGACCACCUUGUCUGCCGCCGCCCUGUCCUUGCGCACCAACGUACCGCAGCGAGGAGGGAGCAAGCAUUUCCACCUCGGACAGCAGUGGAGUAGCAGCAGUAGCAGCGGGUGGAUAAGAUGCAGCCGACGCCGCCCCACUCCGUUCGGUGUGCCCGUCUCCCUUCCUUUCGCCGCCCUCGGUGGAGGAUCGCGCCUGGCACGGAUGCUGCUGGGAGGAUGUGGUGCGUACGCGGCGCUGCUAACCAUUCACACUUGGGGCGGAAAGAGACCGACGGCGAUGGUGCGUGCUUGUCGGCCGGACAUGACCGAGCGCCGGGGAGGUGUCGAGCGAAAAUGAAGAGUAAGUAGCGCGCUUAAAACGAGUAAGGUUUUGACGGAACGGGCGUGAGAGCGGGAACGCGGGAGCUUUGGAUGCCGUUCUUUCCAAUUCCGGAUUGAGUGCGUGUCCAUUGCCGUGCGCUUUCGCAGAGAGAGAAGAAGAAAAAACGAAUAAUCGGCAUAUUGAUAAACACAGAAAAAGAAACGUAUAACAAAACAUGAAGAAAAAAGCUAGUAGGGGAAGAAAAAGUUUAGCCCGAAUAUUUGAAACAAACAACAAACAGCAAAACAAAACAAAAAAGCGGGGAUUAUUUUAGAAUAGGUUCACAUAUGCUAAACGAGAGAAUUUAAAACGUAGCAGAAAACGCAUUGAACAACUGAGGGAAAGUGGCAAGUACGAAGCGAGAGCGAUUAAAUGAAGGGUCGAGAGAGAGAGAGUGCGAACAGAGAAAGUACGAGUGCGAGUUUGAGGAGAAGAUGCUAAGAACAUCAAAUAAGUAACCUUUCAUGUAAAAUGCGCUUUAUCUCCAUCCCCUUCUUCUCAGCAGGGAGAAAAGCAUAAAAGGGAAAUGGAGGAAAACAAAAGCAAACAAACAUCGGUAAAUCUAGUAAAACAAGGAAAAAUGCAAGGCACGAACAUCAAACCACUAACCUUACGAAGGAUAGGAGUCGGAUAACCGGGAUACACGGUAGCCAGAAAGGACAUGAACAUGUUUUGCCCGCUUCGUCUCCCGUGCCGUGACCGAGGCAUUUGUAGCAAAUCCCAUUCAAUCCCAGCAGCAGAAAGCCCCGGUUAGAGGAACGGGUACUAGAAAGCGAAGGCUAGGAAUCACGAGUCAGCCCCUUGACGCCCCCACCACCUCACCCUCAAAAACACUCAUUUAUUAAGCAGGAUAGUGAACAUUUCUUUGCACCACAUAUAAUGAUCAUGCUUCAGUGAGAUAUAAAUAUAAACCCAGGAUGAAUUCGACAACCCUAACUCCCUUUUUCAAAAAAAACCCGACGUUGCUGAGGUGCAACAGAAGCGUCAUGGCGGUUUAUCCUUUUUCCAAAGGCAGGAAGCAGCAUAGUAGGCUUACGCAUUUACACCACGCAGGAUAACAAGCGAACAGAAGAAGAAUUGCUAACACACCACACCCCAUCGUCAUUUGAAUUUCGAGGUGCACUAAGCUCAUAGUGCAUACCAUCUCACUCUCUCUCUCUCUCUUUUGCUACGUGGUUCAGUUUGUGAGUGCGUGAGCGUAUCGCGACACUAAUUAUUGGGUAUCGAUCGUGCAGCCGCUGUGUACUCGCGUGUGAACAUGAAAAAUAUUGCGACAAAAAAAGAAGCGCGCGCAACACAGAAAAAGCGCGGAAGCAAAUCCCCGGGGCUUGUGUUUGGUGAAGGUUCUUUCGGUACGUAACACUAGAAGGUCGGACGCGUUUUUGCAAACAACCAACCACCACCAUCCCAUAGAAAUGCAAGGUCCGUUUGCGGUCUUUGUGUUUCCCCGUCUACUUAGAUGGAGUUGGAGUAAAAUGUCUCACGGUGAAAGUUCUGCGCUAGCUAAUUCCUUCAGUUCUUUUCACUUGCUCGUGAACAUGGGUUUCGCUUUGUAAUUUGGAAAGGGGGAAAAAACGCCACCAAUUCCCACAAACGUACUCGUAAAAGUAGUGGUGCCCUUGAUGUUUGAUUGUAUCGCUCCUCCCCCCAGUAGGAUUGUUCGAUUAUGAUGAGAAGAAUUGAUGUGUUUAUGCUUUCGCUCUUCUUUCUAUUUCAUUUAUUUUGUAUCCUUUUAAAACCAUCUGUUCUCGUUUCUCUCUGUCUCUCUCUCUCUAUAGUUCUCUCAUUUUCAUUAAACUCUCCGCUAGUAUCCAACCUUCCCAUCGUUUUGUGUUUUUAAAUGUAUCUCAACUAUUUCUUUUCUUCACCGACUUAUGCUAGACUUUCUCUCGUUUUACACUUAGGUUUGUGCGGUUCUUCCCACAAGCACACACACACACACCCUCUUAGCCUGUGCGCACCACCAUGCUUUGUUUUUCGCUCGUGUCUACUACUUUCCGUUUCCUCCCCAUCUUUUUUUCUCUCAUUGUAAGCAAAACAGCAGUUUAUAUAGAAACAGAUUUAAACAAACAAACAAAACGAAACAAAAAAAGAACGCUAGGAUUAUUACAAAACAGGUAUUUUGUUCUGCUCUUUUCUUUUGUAAUUAAAGUGAAAUCAAAUAUUAAUAAAAAAAAACAAUACCCUCAAAAUGGCCGCCUCUGAAAUCCCCACUCCCACCACCCCCUUCUACCAAUCCAACCCAUUGGUUAACACGGGGCGAGGGAGGUCGGGGGAUGAUUAUGAACAACAGGAAGAGGAAAGAAUAAGAAAUAAAACUUACCCGGUCCCUCAACGGUAGUCUCCCAUCCCCAGCCCACAUCUGCUCAGAGGGAAGAGGGACGCUCAUCGAUCAAUUCACGCUCGCUGCUAGCUAGUAGUAGUAGGCUGUUUGUUGGCAGGAUAUGCAUUUCGUUUGUUUUACAUAUUUGUUGUUACUGUCGUAGAGUAGUCGCUGUUCGUUAUUUAAACCAAUCACCCCACAACAUUGCCCCUCCACAGGGGGUUAAUUUAGAAAACCGUUCACAACUCCCGGCUAACCGUGACGGAUCGGAGAGCAGAAAACAGCAACGCGACAGACCGGAAGUGGUGAAGCAGGGGAGGCAGACAGAGCUGAGCCGAGAUCCCCCGCAGAGAAUUGAUGGCGAGCAUGGACACAAGCGACCCCCCGUAGUGGAGCAUAAUAAUUAGUGGAUGUAUGUAGUGGAAGCUUGUGUUGUAUGUUAAGGGCAAAAGCGCUUUCCCUUCCCUGCGUAUCUGUUUUGUCACUCCUUUUCCACUUCCGCCAGUCGUUGAUGCGAUCACGUGGUCCUCCUGUUAAGCAUGGCGUGGAUAUCUUUAGCAUAUUAUGUUUUACCCUGUGUCUUUUUUUAAUAAUUAUUGUUUUAACGAACACACACCUAAAACCCCCCAAUUCGUGGUUCUCUCUCUCUCUCUCUCCCGGGCUGGAAAGGCGUACGACGGUGAGGAGGUUUUUUUUUUCAAAUGAAUCAACCCAAGUCGUUAGGUGAUCGUGAAAUAAAUGCAUCUAUGAAAUA